AGGAAGCUGGCCGAGCGAGCAAGCAAACAAAGCAAUCACACUUCUUCUGCAACAAUGGCCGAGUUUGAGAGCGUUGAGGCGACGCCGAGAGUCAUCAACGUGAUGUCGUCUCUGCUUCAGAGAGUAGCCGAGUCGAACGAUCUCAACUUCCGAUUUGACUCCCGGAAGAUGACGAUCUCGGCGUUCCACAGCCUUACUCGGCCGACGAUAUCUGUCCGGAGAUACCUCGAGCGGAUCUUCAGGUACGCCAAUUGCAGCCCCUCCUGCUUCGUCGUUGCCUAUGUUUACCUCGAUCGCUUCGCCCGGCGGCAGCCUCUGUUGCCUAUCAAUUCCUUCAAUGUCCACCGGUUACUCAUCACCAGCGUCUUGGUUUCCGCCAAGUUCAUGGAUGACAUGUAUUACAACAAUGCACACUACGCCAAGGUUGGGGGAAUCAGCACAGUGGAGAUGAACCUCCUUGAGGUGGACUUCUUAUUUGGUUUGGGCUUCCAAUUGAAUGUCACACCUGACACUUUCCACACCUACUGUUGCUAUCUUCACACCGAGAUGUUGACGGCAUCUUCCCUACAUGUAGCUUCUUCUUCCGCUCCUCUAACUAUUGGGAGAGCCCCAGUCCUCCAUUGUUGCUCCAAUGAAGAUGAGUCCACCCACCAUCAACAACUGGCCGUUUAGGUCAACUUGGUUGGCUCAGCUUUGAAAGCUAUUAUUUACAAACCCAGAAAAGUGUCCCUUAAAUCGAUGGCCAGCUUAAGAAUAACUCAAAGAUGGAGGGCAAAUUGGCCUCGGAGAAGCCAAAGCCCUCUUAUGUCUAUGUCAAUGACAUACUCCAAGCUACAUUACAUUAUUGAGCAACAGACCGCACCCCCCCCCCCCCCCCCCCCCCCCUCGUUUUUCCUUUUGAUUUAGGGAUUUUCUGUUAUCAGUACUUAGACUUUGCACUGAGAAUUAUAAGAUGUAUAUAUAGAUGGAUUGAUCAAAUUUAACCUUUUUUGAAAGUU
Molecule: messenger RNA, 998 nt
Organism: Diospyros lotus (date-plum)
Lineage: Eukaryota; Viridiplantae; Streptophyta; Magnoliopsida; Ericales; Ebenaceae
Product: cyclin-U4-1-like
Exons: 2
Coding region: 55-672 (205 amino acids)
Biological process (GO): regulation of cyclin-dependent protein serine/threonine kinase activity
Molecular function (GO): protein kinase binding
Source: RefSeq, a predicted model, not a curated record